AAUUUAUCAGCAGGGAUUUUAUAGAUAAUUCGCGUUCGGUAGUGUUUUUUUGUGUGCAUGUGAUCCAGAUUAUAAUGAGACAAAUUCACUAUAAUAUUCCUCGAUUUUCGUAAUUUCAGCAGCUUGAAUAAAUGUAUAGAUAUUCUUGUUGAACUACCAUUGGGGCUCUGAAUGCAUUCUUCAACAAAAAUGGCAGAAUCAGGCGAGUUUGGAAGCGUUCGAAAGAGAAGUUCGCCUGCAUCAGAAAAUCCCACUUCGACUUCAUUUCAACAUGACGAGAAUCGAAAUCAGAGAGAAAAUGAGUCUUCACAACAGUGUACCUCGAUGGCAGAAUACUAUGAAAGGCUUAGGAACUGGAUUUUCAUGUACAAAUCGCAUACGUAUAUGCAACAACAUAUGAUGUUUAUGAUGCCAUAUGUGACAUUUGCUUCAUAUCUCCAACAACAGCAGCAGCAGAUAACGGGAACCGGGACGACGAGAAGCCAGAGCUCGGGCGGAGUUAUGAGCGGGCAACCGAUUCCAGCAGCGCAAAUGCCCGCACAAAAUCAACAGAUACAAAAUGAUAUUCGGCUAGCUCAUGGUGUCCAAAAUCAACAGAAUGUGGCUCAGAAUGGGAAUAUUAUUCCUCAAAUUGCAGUCUUAGACUUCUCUGUGCCAUCAAUAUACCGGCGUGUGAUUGCAGAGCUGAUUGACUUCUUUCUCCUGUUUUCAGCCAAGCUUGGCUUGAUGUUGGUCAUCAUCGACUACCUUGGCAUCAGCAGUGAUACUACAGGAUUCAUGAUGCGCUUCUUGGUGGAAGAAAUUGAAGAUGACACAUCGCUGGAAGAACUUCAACAAAUGCUCUUGUUUGCCUUCAUCUACAGAAUCAUUGUCUGUGUUUAUGAGACAUUCUUUUUGUGCAGCCGUAUCAAUUGGGUUCUUGGUGGUGCUACGCCAGGCAAGGUCCUCAUGCGACUGAGAGUAAUCUCACUGGAGCAGGUCCAGUCAGCUGGUCCAGGACGGGUCCAAGUUACCUUACCCGACAGUGUCGGCUUUACACAAGCCCUGCUGAGGUCGCUGGUCAAGAAUUUCUCCAUGGCGUUUUUCUUCCCGGCGUGUAUCACGGUGUUCUUCAACCCUCACUUCAGGGCUGCUUAUGAAGUGCUGACAAGGACUAUGGUAGUCGGAACUGAAAAUUGGCCUUUGACCUUCCAACAGAGAGGUCGAAAUCAACGGGUCAUCAGGUGACAUCGCAUUUAAAGUUUAACUUUGGCAUCUCUUUCUCUCUCUAUUUCUCUUCCUCUCUCUCUCUCUCUCUCUCUCCCUCUCUAUCUCUCUCUCCCCCUCCCUCUUUCUCCUUCAUUUACUCUCUUCUCUUUACUCUCUUCUCUAUUUCUUCUCUUGUGCGUAUCUUCUUUGUAUGACUUACAAUGCAACCUGACUGAUUCUAAUCAGUCCACAAUUUAAUAGUUUGAAUGAUUUAUAUGUAUAUAGAGAGUAAUUUGAAUAUGUAAGAGGGUGUAAGAGCAAGAAAGAAUUACAGUAUGUAUGUAUACCCUCAUUAAUUUUGUGAAACAAGGAAUAUUAACAAGGUAUUAACAAUACUAAUGAGCAAUGGACAUGCAUUAUGCACUGGGACAAACCCAAACAAAAGGUUGAUGGGGUUAUCUUUAGCCUUUAGGUAGAAAAAUGUGUGUACUUCAGUGGGAAAAAAA
Strongylocentrotus purpuratus (purple sea urchin) is the source of this 1694-nucleotide messenger RNA. RefSeq lists its product as uncharacterized. The record is from RefSeq and is a predicted model, not a curated record. NCBI's taxonomy places the organism in Eukaryota, Metazoa, Echinodermata, Echinoidea, Camarodonta, Strongylocentrotidae. The transcript is spliced from 5 exons. The coding region runs from base 172 to 1227 and encodes 351 amino acids.